UAUUUUUAACUAAGAGACAAAUAUCAUAAAAUUUUAAAAGACUUAAUUUUAUGAAAAAAUAAAUUAACCAACGUAUCUUUUAUUACAAAUUUUUCUUAAAUUAUUCAAGUAUUUUAUUUUCUAAAAGAGGCCACUUUGAUAAGAGUGUUUGGUCUGGGCAAUUUUCUUUUACAUAUCUACAAGGUUUGACUUGAUGUAUUAAUUAAUUAAAGAUCCUUUCAAAUAAAAUUUAGAAGAAAAAGAAAAAGGAAAAAAGAACUCAGCCCCCUUUGACAAGAAAUCCAGUUCCUCUUCCUUCAAUUAUCUCCUUAUUCUUCAAGAAAUCGGUUCUUCAUCUUCUUCCUUAUAUAUAAAUUCCUUCCUCAAAUCAUUAAUCCUUCAAAAAUCACUCCCAUGGCGUCGAUUAAUCGUUCUCCAAUUCUCAUCUUCAUCCUUCUCCAAUUGUUCCUCUCCCAAACCCUAGCUCGAAAGCCCCACCUUAUCGAUUUCCGAUCCCCAAAUCUCUACCCGGAAGGCCUCGUAUGGGAUAAUUCCGCCCAGCAUUUCGUCGUCGGCUCACUCCACCACCGCACUCUCGUCUCUGUCUCCGACGCCGGCGUCGCCGAAACCCUAAUCCACGAUCCCACCCUCCCCGAAAACGUCUCGAUCUUAGGCCUUGCCAUUGAUUCAGUCAACAAUCGCCUCCUAGCCGCCGUCCACGCCGCCCCACCUCUCCCGGAAUUCAACGCCCUCGCCGCUUACGACCUCCGAUCCCGCCGUCGCAUCUCCCUUACUUCUCUCCCUUCCAAUGGAACCUCCAGUCGACGCCCCGUCGCGAACGCCGUCGCGGUCGACUUCAAGGGUAACGCCUUCGUUACGAACUCCGCCGGAAACUUCAUCUGGAGGGUCGAUAAAGGCGGAUCGGCGUCGAUCUUCUCAAAAUCAGCGAGUUACAAUUCUUAUCCCGCAACUCCGAACGAAGUCUACUCGUCGUCAGGGCUAAACGGUGCCGUUUAUGUGAGCAAAGGGUACCUUCUGGUGGUGCAAUCAAACACCGGAAAGAUGUAUAAAGUCGACGCCGACGACGGCACGGCGAGGCUGGUUUUGCUGAACAAAGAACUGAAAGGGGCGGACGGGAUAGCGGCGAGGAGAGACGGCGUCGUUUUGGUUGUCUGUUACAGAAAGCUGUGGUUCUUGAAGAGUGAGGAUAGUUGGGGGGAGGGGGUGGUUUAUGACGAAAUUGACCUUGAUGAAGAAAAGUUUGCUACCGCUGUAACUGUGGGGAAUGAGGGGAGAGUGUAUGUGUUGAAUGGGUAUGUGAAUGAGGGGUUAAAUGGUAAUUUGGGGAGGGAGAUGUUUGGGAUUGAGGAAAUGAGGUCUACCAAAGAGAGUGAAGAAGAAAGAGUUUGGAUAUAUCUAUUGAUUGGCUUUGGAUUGGCUUAUUUUUUGUUUUGGAGAUUUCAAAUGAAGCAACUCAUAGGCAAUAUGGAUAAGAAAACUACUUGAUUUUUUUCCCUCUCUUUUUUAAGGUUUUUAUUUAUCCAAUCAUGAAUAACACUCUUGAUUUCUUGUAAUCUUCUUUUUCUUUGUUUUAUUUAUUUAGUUUCUCUUUUAUAACAUCGACUUUUUUUGAUGAA
Benincasa hispida (wax gourd) is the source of this 1616-nucleotide messenger RNA. Its product is annotated as NHL domain-containing protein. The record is from RefSeq and is a predicted model, not a curated record. Gene Ontology annotation, cellular component: endoplasmic reticulum. NCBI's taxonomy places the organism in Eukaryota, Viridiplantae, Streptophyta, Magnoliopsida, Cucurbitales, Cucurbitaceae.